This is a messenger RNA of Daldinia decipiens, 1110 nucleotides long. RefSeq lists its product as uncharacterized. The coding region runs from base 1 to 1110 and encodes 369 amino acids. NCBI's taxonomy places the organism in Eukaryota, Fungi, Ascomycota, Sordariomycetes, Xylariales, Hypoxylaceae. The transcript is spliced from 2 exons. The record is from RefSeq and is a predicted model, not a curated record.
AUGUCGACGACGUACAUCCUAGGCUCUAUUAACCAGAGCCGUGGAUCAACUUAUGACUUUUCAUCAGAAAGUCCCCUAGCCGAGAUUCAAUCAUCUAGGCCCUCUAUUGCAGAUCUAAUAUACCUUCAUCUAACAUGGUCGACGCUCUGGUUUACGUUACUAUGUUUUUUCGUCGUAUUAAACAUCAAGAACAUGCCGUUUAUGUGGCACCUUCGACUUGUUAAUGCUUUCCGUUUUAUCUUACGAACACAACGGCCAGCUGUGCCGCUCACACCUGCUCAUAUCUUUCAACCUAUCAUCACCUCUUCCACGGCGCAACUCAUGGAGAUUGACUUCAACAUGCACAAAUCUAAUUCAUCAUAUUUCGCGGACGUUGAUAUCGCACGAACUCAUCUAGUCUGUACAUUAUUUGCGAAGGGCAUCGAUCAGAUGCGCGGUGGAACCGCUGCAUACACCGGGUCUAAGAAGCCCGUGUUCGGCCUUGCGCUCGGCGCUGUAUCGUGCAACUUCAAGCGCGAAGUACGUCCGUAUGAAGAGUACGAAAUGUGGUCUAAAAUUCUAUCCUGGGACGAGAAAUGGAUCUAUAUCGUAACCCACUUUGUCCGCAAGGAUGCCGCCAAGCCAAAGAAUUAUUCACUAUACCCCGAGCAGUCACCAAGCCGGAGUCGACGGAAUAGCACUGCAGAAUUGGACGAGGACCAACUUCGUUACUCGAGUCUUGACAGUGUAUCGCCCAACAGCAGCGACAUGGAAAAUGAGGUCAAACCGGACCAGCAUAUCUUUGCCACAGCUUUGAGCAAAUGCGUCUUUAAAUCUGGCCGUAAGACUGUUUCACCGGAACUCAUGCUACAGAUUUCCGGGUUAUUACCGGCGGAUAGCUCCGAGGAGAAAACUUUAGACGAGGUCACAAUGCAGGCCAUUGAGACGCGGAGGCAAAAGGGGCUUGAGACCGCACAGCUCCUUGCCGGCCAGACCCAACAGAAUCUCGAGGCCGAGUUCGCAGGUGCAGACUGCGAGGCCUUGGGAAGACACACGGACGGUGCAGGCAUUGUUGGAGUAGUCAACACUCUCAUGCAGCUUGCGCGUUUGAAAAAGACGCAAUUAUUAUGA